AUGGGAGGCGGCUGGUGGUGGUCUCGGGUCGCCCGCCUGACCCUACUCCGCUUCCGGGGGUCGCUGAUGCCGCCACAGCGGCCCCGGAGCGGUGGCGCCCGGGGGUCCUUUUCCCCGGGCCACGGUCCCCGCGCCGGAGCUUCGCCACCUCCCGUGUCCGAGCUGGAUCGCGCGGACGCUUGGCUCCUCCGGAAGGCUCACGAGACAGCCUUUCUCUCCUGGUUCCGAAAUGGCCUUCUGGCAUCUGGCAUCGGGGUCAUCUCUUUCAUGCAGAGCGACAUGGGCCGGGAAGCUGCCUAUGGCUUCUUCUUGCUGGGCGGCCUGUGUGUGGUGUGGGGCGGCGCCUCCUACGCGGUGAGCCUGGCAGCACUUCGGGCACCCAUGCAGCUGUCGCUGGGGGGAGCUGCCGCGGGUAUAGCCACCGUGCUGGCUGUCAGCCUGCUCUGGGCUUGCGCCGUGGGCCUCUACAUGGGCCAGCUUGAGCUGGAUGUGGAACUGGUGCCCGAGGACGAUGGGGGGUCCACCUCCGAAGGCCCGGAUGAAGCAGGCCGGCCACCACCUGAAUAAGCAACAGGACCUCGGGCUGGCUGGCCCCAAGGACUAGGACAUUAAAACCUGACCCUUUGCCAGCUCGA
Jaculus jaculus (lesser Egyptian jerboa) is the source of this 635-nucleotide messenger RNA. RefSeq names its product transmembrane protein 160 (gene Tmem160). The coding region runs from base 1 to 567 and encodes 188 amino acids. The transcript is spliced from 3 exons. Lineage: Eukaryota; Metazoa; Chordata; Mammalia; Rodentia; Dipodidae. The record is from RefSeq and is a predicted model, not a curated record.